This is a messenger RNA of Echinostoma caproni, 543 nucleotides long. NCBI's taxonomy places the organism in Eukaryota, Metazoa, Platyhelminthes, Trematoda, Plagiorchiida, Echinostomatidae. The record is from the annotation of a GenBank genome assembly.
AUGGGCCUGCUGAUCAAACGAAUUGUGGUCAGCAGUUCGGAAGAGGAGAACAUUGCAAACGGGCAACAGUUGCACGGAUCUCCCAUGCCAGCUAUGCUUAGUUCUUUUGAAGUGUCUGGUAUUCCUAUUAGACGGGCCCGCUUCAAUAGAUGCGGUAAAAAGGAUAAACUGAAAAUCAUGUGGUAUGUGGAAGUGUUUGAUAUACCUCCGGUCACCGCGUUGACAACUCUGGCUGAACACUUCAAUAUUCUUAGUCAAACGAAUCAGCAUCGUGUGCAACCAUGUGCAUAUAGAAAAAUGCCUUCUAUUGGGAAGGAGGCUUUUCAAAAGGACAUCCUACCGAAGAUCAAAGUGCUCCUGUUCAAUUUGUUCGACCACGCGCAUCCAUCCGUACGAAUCAAUGCGGUUCGACUGUACACAACAUGUCUCAAGCGAUGUCCCCAUGCGGUUGUUCAGACAGCUCUCGAUGAGAUCAUGAACGAAGUUUGUGUCCUGCCCAAUGUGAAUGGAUCGGGGACAGAUGUCGAGUUGGUAAGUGAUUGA